CUUCUCUUCUGCGUCGCCCUCAGGAAGCAACUCUGAAUAUUCUCACUGAGCAUGGCGGAUCGGUACUUCUGCGUCUCCUUGUUGGUGGCGGCGUCGCUGGCGGCGUCGCAGGCGGCCCCGACGCCUGCGGGAAGCUCGGCUUCCUCCGCCAUUCCCGUCAUCCUGAACGGAACUCGCCUCGAAAUCGGUCCCAUGGAGAGGACCUUCGUGUUCUGCUCGGCGGAAGUGGAACCCGUCGCGGCCCUCCACGACUACCAGGUGGCGUGGAGGGACAGCGACGGGCACUUCGUCAGCCAGGAUCCUGAGACACCGCUGUUCGCUCUCGGCCGAGGCACUCACGUCCCUCACUCGUACCUCGUGUUGGCACCCUUCGGCCUCGACAGCGCCGGCGUGUACAUCUGCGUCCUGUUCUUCCGUGGACAGGAACUGGCGUCCUCGACCGUCGACCUUCAGCUCAAGGACACAAGCUCGUCCUGAGCUGAGGACACGACCGAAAUUCCCACGGGACUGGAUGAUGAUUUUUAGUUCACAUUAGUACAAAAAAAACAUUUAGAUUA
This is a messenger RNA of Penaeus chinensis, 557 nucleotides long. RefSeq lists its product as uncharacterized. Bases 52 to 477 code for a protein of 141 amino acids. The record is from RefSeq and is a predicted model, not a curated record. Lineage: Eukaryota; Metazoa; Arthropoda; Malacostraca; Decapoda; Penaeidae. The transcript is spliced from 2 exons.